Molecule: messenger RNA, 1684 nt
Organism: Saccoglossus kowalevskii
Lineage: Eukaryota; Metazoa; Hemichordata; Enteropneusta; Harrimaniidae
Product: tetratricopeptide repeat protein 5-like
Molecular function (GO): protein binding
Source: RefSeq, a predicted model, not a curated record
CAGAAAUUGAAUAAUGGCGGAGAGCCUGAAAGUCGACGAUGCUUUGCAAACUGCUCAGGAAGUCGUGGACAGACUGUACGAAUUUAGAGACCACUACUUCGAAAAGAACGAUUUAGCUAGAGCAAUUCACAAAACCAAAGAUGUUGAAAAGGAAAUGGAAAGAGCUCUUGGAAUUCUAAACAAUUUGCAAGACAAAGUUACUAACAAAGCUACAUACCUUAUGCUACAAGGUAAGACAUUGAAUGUUCUACCUCGGUAUGACCAAGGUGCUGAUGAUGCCCUAUCCAGAGCUGUCAAAUUAGACCCUAAACUUGUGGAAGCUUGGAACCAGCUUGGUGAAUGUUACUGGAAAAAUAAAGAUAUUGAAGGUGCUAAAAACUGUUUUGUCGGAGCAUUAAAUCAUUCAAGAAAUAAGGUAUCGCUUCGAAAUUUAUCAAUGGUGCUCAGACAGUUAGGAUCAUCAGAUGCAGAAGAAAAGAAUAAAAAUGUAAUGGAAAGUGUUGAGAUUGCUAAAGAAGCAGUACAGAUGGACAUUGCAGAUGGUACAUCAUGGUUUAUUCUGGGGAAUGCGUAUUUAUCUCUAUUUUUUUCGACUGGUCAGAAUCCAGCAAUACUUGUACAGUGUUUACGGGCAUACACGCAGGGGGAAAGAGACAGUAUAGCUAAUUCUAAUCCUGAUUUACAUUACAACAGAUCAAUAGCUUAUAAAUACCAAGAAGAGUACCAACUAGCAAUAAUUGGAUUUUCAAGAGCUGCGGCUUUGGAUCCAACUUGGUCUGAACCAAAAGAAAAACUAACACUUUUAUUAGAAUAUUUAUCAAAGGUUACUGAUCUUGUGAAUCAAAAGGGAAAACUGAAGUCUAAGCGAUUAAAACAGCUCAUGAAAUCAAUGAAUGACAAAGAUCUCGGACCUUACGGUGGUGGAUCAUACACCAGUAGUAAAGGUGACACGGUGGAAUUACAACAUGUCACACUAGUACAGUUAAUUCCUGGUGUCAACCACAAGAAAGUUGUACUGGGAAAAGUUGUUUGUAGUGUUGCCAUUGAGGAGCCGAUACCAUUCACCUUCGCCAUGGUUGAUUCUGAAGGUACCUGUUUUGCCGUAACUUUGUAUAACAUUGCCCCAGGCUAUGGUGUUAUUAUUGGAGAUUCUGUAGCUAUACCUGAACCUAAUGCACAGGAAAACAAAGUGGAACAUGAAGGAAAAACCUAUAAGUAUUAUAGUAUUAGAGUUGAAACUCCUAUUGUCAUUGUAGUAAAUGGCAAGAAACUGGGGAUAGACAAACAAGCGCCCUCAGUGCUGGGAGUCAGUGCAAAGAGUGAAUAAAGGGAAACCUGUUUUACAAGCAUCAACCAACAUCAGUACCGAUCUCGACUCACCUACAACCUAACUUCACGUUCAACAAUACUAUUCAACUCAUAAAUUUUCUAUAUACAUGUCAUUUUCUUGAGACAUAUCAGUGAUGCAAAUGGUCAAAUGAAAUGUGGAUUUAUUUUUUUUAAAAAAAGAUAUUUAUUUUUAAGUAUAACUGUAAAUAUUCAGCAGCUGACCACACAAUAUUUUUGUUUGUCUCGCUUGUUAAGGCUUCAUUGUAAUUGGAUGAUUGACUUUUUUAAUUUAUACAAGCUAGUUGAAAUGGGUAUAUUUCAAAAACAAGUUGAAAUAAUUAAAAUAGAAGACAAG